AUGGGCCGCGCUGGGAGCUGCGGAUCCGGCUCGGCCCUCCGGCCUCCAUCUCCGCCGCGUGGCCGCGUGCUCUACCUGCAAAGAGGAGAGGGCUGCGCGUUACUGACCCUCUGCCCGCUUUGUUCAUUGCAGUACAUAGCUGUGCACAUCGUACCUGAUCAGAUGAUGUCCUUUGGGGGCUCCACGGAUCCCUGCGCUCUCUGCAGCCUCUACAGCAUUGGCAAAAUCGGAGGGCAGCAGAACAAGACCUACACCAAGCUGCUGUGCGAUAUGAUUGCAAAGCACUUGCACGUAUCUGCAGACAGGGUGUACAUCAACUACUUCGACAUAAAUGCUGCCAAUGUGGGCUGGAACGGUUCCACCUUUGCAUAGAGCUUUCCCUCCUGUGCCCAGAGGCUGCUCCCAUUCCUCCCCUCGUGCUGCCCGUUAGAGACCACCACACAGCUGGCCCUGUGCUGUUGUGUGCACUCACAGAUGGAUGGCUCCUCGUUAGUGUGUUUCAGUACUGCUGCUUCAACAUUCCUCUGUUUUCUCUGUGUAGAAAACAAAUAAAGAUUUAGAAA
This is a messenger RNA of Meleagris gallopavo (turkey), 563 nucleotides long. The record is from RefSeq and is a predicted model, not a curated record. NCBI's taxonomy places the organism in Eukaryota, Metazoa, Chordata, Aves, Galliformes, Phasianidae.